Petromyzon marinus (sea lamprey) is the source of this 1021-nucleotide messenger RNA. The record is from RefSeq and is a predicted model, not a curated record. Lineage: Eukaryota; Metazoa; Chordata; Hyperoartia; Petromyzontiformes; Petromyzontidae.
UCUGCAGAACAGAUUUCGAUCUGGAACAACAUUUUCACGACCUUUCUGUACCCAAGGCUAAGUCGGCCGCGUUGAAAUAACUCGCAUCCACCCGGCGGGGGUCUAGGAGAUAUCUCCACGUCCGGCGAAUGUAUCGUGAGGUAGCUCUGGAGAACACGGUUCGAUCUGGACCGAAAUCUCCAGGACUUAUCUGCGCCCAAUCGCCAUUCCGCCUACCGAGUUUGCUCCACAUCCGCCCGGGGGUCUAGGAGAUAUCUCCACGUCCGGCGAAUGUAUCGUGAGGUAGCUCUGGAGAACACGGUUCGAUCUGGACCGAAAUCUCCUGGACUUAUCUGCGCCCAAUCGCCAUUCCGCCUACCGAGUUUGCUCCACAUCCGCCCGGGGGUCUAGGAGAUACCUCCACGUCCGGCGAAUGUAUCGUGAGGUAGCUCUGGAGAACACGGUUCGAUCUGGACCGAAAUCUCCAGGACUUAUCUGCGCCCAAUCGCCAUUCCGCCUACCGAGUUUGCUCCACAUCCGCCCGGGGGUCUGGGAGAUACGUGGGUUUUUAUGAGGCAUCGAGACGCCAAUUUCGGUGAGGCUGAACCACCUUGUCACUGCCCCCUGCAGAGCUUCGUUGAGGAUGGAGUCCGCGGAGAUGGCAGGGGCCAGAAGACUCCUCCACACGAGUCGACGCUGGCAUCCUUCAACAACGACGCCUUUGACAGAGAGGACGAUGGCUGUGCCGCAGGGCGCCAGGGAUCGAUCCUACAGAGCGAGCGUGGGAAGACUCCCAAAUCCUACGGCUCCCUCGGCCAAUCGGCAGCCGGGGGGAGUGACACCGCGGCCGGAAGCUGCGGUGCUGGCGGCGCCAUCUUGGGUGGGGUGGGCGGCGCCAUCUUGGGUGGGGGAGGCGGGGCAGGAAGUGAUGUCACAACGGAAGUCGGUGAUGGCUGUGGCGGUGGUGGCGGUGGUGGUGGUGGCGGUGGUGGUGGUGAUGGGGUUAUGGUGAUGGUUGGCCCUCAGGGUAAAGUGAUGGGAG